Messenger RNA from Prosopis cineraria, 3356 nucleotides. RefSeq names its product mitogen-activated protein kinase kinase kinase 1-like. Gene Ontology annotation, biological process: protein phosphorylation. The transcript is spliced from 8 exons. The record is from RefSeq and is a predicted model, not a curated record. Gene Ontology annotation, molecular function: ATP binding; protein kinase activity. The coding region runs from base 257 to 1930 and encodes 557 amino acids. Lineage: Eukaryota; Viridiplantae; Streptophyta; Magnoliopsida; Fabales; Fabaceae.
CUGACCAUAGAACUCCCAACAACUCUUCCUCAUCAUCUCGGUGUCUGCGCCUGUCGCCACGUGGCAAUCCAUCGCUCUCCUCUCACUUCUCUUUCUUCUUCUUCCUCCACCUUUCAGCCCAAUCACUUCAUGCAAUCUGCCAAAUAAGAUGCUGUACACUCUCAGUUCAGCCGUCUCUCCGGUGCUGUUCCUGGUUUUCGCUUCCUGACUCUGAUACUGACAUUUCCGCCCCAGAAAUCAUCCACACCUUCAAGACAUGGACGCUGCCAAGCGCAAGCGCCUGAAGCCCAGGCUUGAGCGCCGAAAUGCCAUGAAGAACAUCGAUUACCAAGUUCCCGCCUCCUUAGCUUCCUCCUUCGACGAUUCCUCGUCCCCAGAUUUUCAAUCUCCCUCAUCCCUCGAUCUUUCCCCUUCUCUUCAGAGACAAACCAGCAUCCGUGUCCAGGGAAUCGACGGCGAGUUCGAAUUGAUUUUCCGCAGCCUUGGGCUUUCUGGCCCGGACGACUUUGCCAUUCCAGUUGAUGCCUGGAAAGCCCAAAGGUCUCGCUAUAAUUUAAGUGCUAAAUUACCGGAUAAGAAGGUAGAGGAUGAGAAAUCGGUGAAACUUGAAUCUAGGGUUUCGAUUAAUCGUGGUAUUGAAGUGCCUCUUGAUGAAGGGCAGCUCGGGAAGAGUGACGUUCCAUCUGAUUCUAAGCCUCUUGGGGGUGGGGGAAUCAAGGGUGCUAGGCCUCCCGUCCUUUCAACGCCCCCAGUAAUGCUGCCGCCGGUCGUGGAUGACGGGAUAUCUACUUGGGAUUUAGUGAGGUCUUUGUCAGACGGUGUUGUUGAUAAUGAUUCACCGAUUCGUGAUGAGGGAAUCAUUUCUUCGGGGGAGGAAGAUGAAAUGCGCGUCGGAGCAAAUGAGGUUGGUGACCGAGGAAUUGAUGGUGGGGAAGAGUCGCAUAGUCGGAGACAUGGGGAAAGAAAUCUUAUUUCGGAUUCUUCUUCAUCUACGUCCCGUGAUGACGAAGAAAGUGAUGGCGUUGUUCACAAGGUUUUUGGUGGUGCUGACGAAUCGGUUUACAAUGUCUCUCCAAAUGGUUCAUUUAGACGCAUUUUCAAAUCUUGGCAAAAGGGGGAGAUUUUAGGGAAAGGAUCAUUUGGAACGGUGUAUGAAGGCUUCACAGAUGAUGGAUUCUUUUUUGCUGUAAAGGAAGUUUCUUUGCUGGAUCAGGGAACCCAAGGAAAACAGAGCAUUUUCCAACUUCAGCAGGAAAUAUAUCUUUUGAGUCAAUUUGAACAUGAGAACAUUGUUCGAUAUCUUGGCACAGACAGGAAUAAAAAUACGCUAUACAUCUUCCUAGAGCUUGUAACCAAAGGAUCAUUGGCAAAACUCUAUCAAAAGUAUCGUCUGAGGGACUCUCAAGUUUCUUCAUACACAAGGCAGAUUUUAAGUGGGUUAAAGUAUCUUCAUGAUCGCAAUGUGGUUCACAGGGACAUCAAGUGUGCUAAUAUACUGGUUGAUGCAAAUGGGUCAGUAAAGCUUGCUGAUUUUGGGCUAGCCAAGGCAACCACUAUGAAUGAUGUUAAAUCAAGCAAAGGCUCCCCGUAUUGGAUGGCCCCUGAGGUUGUAAAUCUGAAAAGCCGUGGUUAUGGCCUAGCAGCUGAUAUAUGGGGCUUGGGAUGCACAGUUUUGGAGAUGUUGACACGCCAGCCUCCUUACUCUCAUCUGGAAGGAAUGCAAGCUUUAUUUCGGAUUGGUAGAGGUGAACCUCCUCCUGUUCCAGCAUCUUUAUCAAAAGAUGCCCGAGAUUUUAUUCUCAAGUGCCUGCAAGUUAACCCUAAUGAAAGGCCAACUGCAGUCCAGUUAUUGGAUCAUUCAUUUGUAAAAAGGCCAUUUCUAUCUCCUAUGAGUCCUGCUUCUCCGCAUAUUAACAAUUUACGGUCUUGAGGGUGCUCUAUCUGUGGGUUAGCAAUCUGGCAUUUGUGUAUUGCCACCAAGAAGGUCUACACGUCCACCAUUUUCACUAAAUGGAGCAUGAAGGGAUACGGUUACUGCCUUACUGGGUUGACUGAGAAAUUAAUCUACAGGCUAGAAGCCAAUGAGAGCUUGUCAAAGUGGGGUGUUCAGGUGGAGGUAUCCCUUAGCACACCCAUUUUGGUAAGUCUCCAUUGAUUCCCAGCUCUAACUGGUUGUGUGACAAGUACAUGCCAGAAUUACUUAUAUUGAAUGGAGAGGAUUAUGGAAGAGGAUAGAAAUAGAAGGAUAACUCAGACCUUCCCCUUGAUUUUAUUCUAAAUCAAUCCUUCCUUCACCUUCUGUCGUCUAUUCUCCUCCAUUCUCUUAGAGCAUACCAUUAGCCAUUAGGCCAGUGGAAUACAGAUGAAAGAUGAAUACAAUAGAAGGUAUGCAGAUGUCUACUGAGCUGGGCCUUUCAAUAUUCAGCUAGUUUGGUUACAUUCUUACCCACCGUGCUUGCCUCUAGUGAAGGUAGAAUUAAAAAAAAAGGGGGGGGGGUGUGAGAUUAAGAGUUCAAUGUUCAACAUUGACGUCAGCUCGCUGCAGAAUGAAAAGCAGCGACUUCAUAUCAGUGUGGGGACUAGACACUCAUCAAGGAGAUGAAAGACUUGUUCAUCCUCGACCGAAUGCUCUGUGGCAGUUUACUACACAAUGAGAAUUAUGGCUAUCUUGUGCGUAAUUUUCAGCCUGCAGGUUUCAAACACUUUUUCUUUUGAAGUUCAUUUUCCAAAGCAAUGGAGAAAACAUCUUUUUCACCGGGAAAUUUUCAAGUAACUUCAAUCUGUAAACUAGGUCACUGAUGAUCUCAUAGUUGACUUGGUUUAUUUGCCUUUGUAGAUCAAUUUGCCCAAAGGUCAGAUCAAGAACUUGUGUGUGUGAUUGCUUUUGCAUACAAGUUAUGCAGUCUCAGAAGGUGUGGUUCAGGUUGUGAACUGUAUUUAAAUUACAAUCUGUGAUCUCAGCUGUCAAAGCAAACUUGUUAGCCAAAAGAAAGAGUUGGCCGUGUGUGGACCAACUGGCUAGGAGUGCCCAUCAUGGUAGCUUUGAGUUGCAAGUUAUGCAGACAGUCCCUAUUGAUUGUUUUAAUAUCUUUUAUUCUGAAGUACCUGCCAAUCGUUUGGCGAACUAGAUUUCUCUUUGUACUCUAGUUAUCAAGCUUAGGCUUGGCUUAAUAUUCAAGGAAAAAAAAAGAGUUGGCCAAAGGAAAAGCGGUCACUUCACGUGUGUGUAUUCUAUGUACCUAUGUGGACUAUUUCUGUAAUUAGAGCAUUGGUGGGAAUUCAUCACUUACUUGCAAUUAAGACGUGUGUAUAAUAACACUUGUAAUGUUUCUAAUCUGAUUCUUGAUUUCUAGUUU